UGUUCUAAAAAGCUUCAAUUUUGAAAGCAUUUUACCCAGAGCUGUGAACAGCUAGCCCGCUGCCUGCCAACCACCGGUGCGGCGCAUGCACGCCACGCUGGCGGCAACGUGCGUGAUGGAGCCCCUCGAUCGUCCUCCACGCGCAAAACACAAGCUGGCCGGAGCACGGAUGGACGGACGGAGUACCACCCAACACGAAACGUACCUGCACACCUACACCCGCUCCUUCCUCCCGGAUUCCCUUCUGAUUUUCCCUCUGUAAAAAAACGUGGGUCGCGCACCGACAUCGUCGGUCGAGGCAAUCAUCGCCCCUGUCCGAUGUCCUUUCUCUGCACACCUGGAGUUGAAAGGCGUACUAUAUAAUCUGAUGCGCAUGUGGUCAUGUGCCGUUGCGUGAUCCGAGUACAGAGUGCCGCUGUCGGUCGCCGCCGUCGUCUCCAUUGCCAUUGCCAAAGGAGGCUCUAGCUCGCGUGUGCCUCCUACCCUACCGGCCUCUAGUCCUGCUCCUGCCCCGGCAAGCUGCCAGGUUACUCGGCUAAUCCUCGCUCGCCUCCUCCUCCCUCUCACCGGGCACGGUCCCGGCGUCCUAGCUAGCCACCCUUCCCGUGUGCGCCGGCGUACAGUCCUUGUCGCCGCGCUCACCCGCCGCGCGCGCGUUCUGGUGGUGCGAAGCGCGAUGGCGUCGUCGUGGGCGCUUCUGGCAGCGGUGCUGCUGGCGACCCACGGCGUGGCGGCGGUGUCUGGCGCCCGGGCGGCGGCGGACGCUACACGGCUGCCGUCGUCGGGGCCGGGGUUCCGGGAGGCGCCCGCGUUCCGGAACGGCGACGGGUGCCCGCCGCGGGGGGCGGGGGAGCGCGUGCACAUCGCCAUGACGCUGGACGCCAACUACCUGCGCGGCACCGUCGCGGCCGUCUUCUCCAUCCUGCAGCACACGGCGUGCCCGGAGGACGUGUCCUUCCACUUCCUGGCGGCGCGGCGGCGGGACGCCGACGCCGUGCGCGCCACGUUCCCGUACCUGGACCCCAGCGUGUACCUCUUCGACCCGGCCCGCGUCAGCGGCCGCAUCUCCCGCUCCGUGCGCCACGCGCUGGACCAGCCGCUCAACUACGCGCGCAUCUACCUCGCCGACACGCUGCCCCGCGCCGUGCGCCGCGUCAUCUACCUCGACUCCGACGUGGUGGUCGUGGACGACGUGCGCAAGCUCUGGUCCGUGGACCUCGACGCCGGCGGCGGCCACGUGGUGGCGGCGCCCGAGUACUGCCACACCAACUUCACCAAGUACUUCACCGACGCCUUCUGGUCGGACCCGCGGCUCAGCGCCACGUUCCGGCAGGGCCCGCACCGGCGCCGGCGGCCGUGCUACUUCAACACGGGCGUGAUGGUGAUCGACGUGGCGCGGUGGCGCGCGGGGGGAUACUCGCGGCGGGUGGAGGAGUGGAUGGCGAUCCAGAAGGAGGAGAAGCGGAUCUACAGCCUGGGGUCGCUGCCGCCGUUCCUGCUGGUGCUCGCCGGGGAGAUCAUGCCGGUGGACCACCGGUGGAACCAGCACGGGCUCGGCGGGGACAACGCGGAGGGGAGGUGCCGGAGCCUCCACCCGGGCCCCAUCAGCCUGCUGCACUGGAGCGGGAAGGGGAAGCCGUGGCUGCGGCUCGACACCCGGAAGCCGUGCACCGUCGACUACCUCUGGGAGCCCUACGACCUCUACAAGGCCGCCGCGGCCACCGCGAUCGAGGAGUGAGCCGCCGCCGCCGCCGCGGUCGAGGAAUGAGCCGCCAUGACCAGUCGAUCGGUUCGACUGAGAGCUGGCACUGGUCGAGCUGAGAGGCAGGCAGAUCGAAGAGGAAACACGACGUAUCAUACGGGCGCGAGGAUCGGAGAGCAAGUUUGUCAUUCGGGAGAGCUCGAAGAAUUUUGCGAGGGAAGCAGAGGGGAUCGAAUUCCCAUUUUUUUUCUUGGGGGUGGUCAUCGUGCAAUUGACAUUUCUGCCCUUGGAUUGUAUAUAUAUAUAUACAGGACACGUCACACGUGGGUGGGUCGGGCCGCAGGUUUUGUACUCCA
This is a messenger RNA of Aegilops tauschii subsp. strangulata, 2058 nucleotides long. Its product is annotated as probable galacturonosyltransferase-like 4. Lineage: Eukaryota; Viridiplantae; Streptophyta; Magnoliopsida; Poales; Poaceae. Gene Ontology annotation, cellular component: Golgi apparatus. The record is from RefSeq and is a predicted model, not a curated record. Gene Ontology annotation, molecular function: glycosyltransferase activity.